Molecule: messenger RNA, 480 nt
Organism: Monosiga brevicollis MX1
Lineage: Eukaryota; Choanoflagellata; Craspedida; Salpingoecidae
Exons: 5
Coding region: 1-480 (159 amino acids)
Source: RefSeq, a predicted model, not a curated record
AUGGAGGAGCGCGUGCCAGAAGCCCAAGACUUUGUCGCGCAAACCGAUGAAUACUCGCUGCAGCAGGACGACGUCUUUCGUGCCUUCAAAAAGCAGGACAUUGAGGCAACGUUGGCCGCGGCGUCCACCGGCAAGUUUAGCGACUACUGGACCGUUGAGCGAUUGGUAGAUCUCAACAACAUUGUCGACGCCGAUUCCCGGGCUUCGUCCGACAUCAAAAGCCAGCUACAGCGCUUCGCCUUUGCCCCGGAUUUGCCCCCGGAUUGCCAGCUGCGGGUGCGCAAGGGCCCGGACGCCGAUAGCGAGACCAUUGCAGUUGUAACACGCGAUGAAGAAAUUUUCGCGGUUGCCGAGCUGGGUGACUGGAUUCGUGUUGAGCUUCCGGGGCAGCUGCCCAGGCAUCGUGGGGACCGCGUCACACGCGGUGUUUACUCAUGUGACUGCCACGAGGAGGAUCAAGCCCAGGGGGUCCAAAAGUAG